Molecule: messenger RNA, 1992 nt
Organism: Equus caballus (horse)
Lineage: Eukaryota; Metazoa; Chordata; Mammalia; Perissodactyla; Equidae
Gene: LAG3
Product: lymphocyte activating 3
Molecular function (GO): MHC class II protein binding; transmembrane signaling receptor activity
Source: RefSeq, a predicted model, not a curated record
AGGUGGAGGGAAGGCAGAAGGACAGGGGCAGGGCCCUGGGAGCAGCACAACAGCCUCCCAGCUCAAGACAGCCACCUUGCCUCUGCUCCGCUCUGUCACUGCCCUGCCCUGCCCUAGUCCCUGGGACCCCCCCCACCCCGACCCGGACUUCCUCAUCGGGCCAGCCGUUCUCUGGAUUCCAGCCUCUGGUCAUUGGGCCCUGCCCUCUCUCUCCAGGCCUCCAUCCCUGUCCCUCUUCCUCUUCAUUCCCUUCCUCCACCUCCCUCUUCGCAGAACCUCUCUUUUUGUCCACCGCCCCCUCCCCUUCUGACCUCUUCCCUUUGGAGGGCUCAGUGUGGCCCAGGCCUAAGGGGAGAUGCGGCAGGCUCAGUUCCUGGUCUCGCUGCUUCUGCAACUGCUGUGGGUGGCUCCAGUGGAGGCUCCAGAGCCUGGGGCAGAGGUCACAGUGGUGUGGGCCCAGGAGGGGGCUCCUGCCCAGCUCCCCUGCAGCCCCACAAUCCCCCUCCAGGAUCUCAGUCUUCUGCGAGCAGGAGGGGUCACUUGGCAGCACCUACCAGACAGCGACCCGCCGGGUCCCGGCCCCAGCCGCCCCUCAGCCCUCGGCCUUCGACCCCCGGCGCCCUCCCCGCGGGGACCCGGGCCUCGCGUCUACACAGUGCUGAGGCUGGCCACCGGCGGCCUGCUGAGCAGGCGGCUGCCCUUGCCACCGCACGUGCAGCUGGCCGAGCGCGGCCUCCAGCGCGGGGACUUCUCACUGUGGCUGCGCCCGGCCGGCCGCGCCGACGCCGGCGAGUACCGCGCCGCCGUGCGCCUCCGGGACCGCGUCCUCCCCUGCCGCCUCCGUCUGCGCGUGGGCCAGGCCUCCAUGACUGCCAGCCCUCCAGGGCCUCUUAGGACAUUGGAUUGGGUCAUUUUGAACUGCUCCUUCAGCCGUCCUGACCUCCCAGCUUCUGUGCACUGGUUCCGCGGGCCGGGCAGAAUCCCUGUCCAGGAGUCCCCCCAUCACUACUUCACCGGAAGUCUCCUCUUCCUGCCCCAAGUCAGCCCCUUGGACUCUGGGCCCUGGGGCUGCAUCCUCACCUACAGAGAUGGCUUCAAGGUCUCCAUCAUGUACAACCUCACUGUUCUGGGUCUGGAGCCCUCAGUCCCUCUGACAGUGUAUGCUGCAGCAGGCUCCAGGGUGGAGCUGCCCUGCCACCUGCCUCCUGGCGUGGGGACCCAGUCUUCCCUCACUGCCAGGUGGGCCCUUCCUGGGGGAGGCCCUGACCUCCUGGUGGCUGGAGACAAUGGCAACUUUACCCUUCGACUAGAGGCUGUGAGCCUGGCCCAAGCUGGGACCUACACCUGCUGCAUCCAUCUGCAGGGGCAGCAGCUCAGUGCCACGAUCACUUUGGCAGUCAUCACAGUGACGCCCAAGUCUUUGGGGUUCCCUGGCAACCUGAGAAAAUUGCUCUGUGAGGUGACUCCGGCAUCCGGACGAGAGCGCUUCAUGUGGAGCCCCGUGAAUGAGCCAUCUUUGAGGGGUUCCCCAGGACCCUGGCUGGAGGUGCAGGAGGCCAGACUCCUCUCCCAGCCCUGGCAGUGCCAUCUGUACCAGGGAGAGAGGCUUCUUGGAACAGCGGUAUACUUCACUGAGCUGUCUGGCCCAGGAGCCCAACGCUCUGGGGGAGCCCCAGGUGCCCUGAAAACAGGCCUUCUCCCUCUCUUUCUCAUCCUUGGUAUCCUCUUUCUGCUCUCUUUGGUAACUGGAGCCCUUGGCUUUCACCUUCGGAGAAGACAGUGGCGAGCAAGAAGAUUCUCUGCCUUAGAGCAUGGGAUUCACCCACCUCAGGCUCAGAGCAAGAUUGAGGAGCUGGAGCCAGAGGCACAGCCGGAGACGGAGCUGGCGCUGGAGCCGGACCCGGAGCUGGAGCUGGAGCAGCCCUGAGCUGAAGCUGAGGCAGCUGGCUAAUCUCCGCAGCUCAGUCCAAAUAAAGUCCCUGUCAGCAGCAA